AAUAAGCCAAUUUUCUUAUACCAAGGUUUCUCAAUAUAGGGUUUAUGGCUCAGAUACUAUGGUGAUGGAAGGGGAUUCAGUAGAAUCAGACAUUACCGAGAGAGAUAGUGAGGGUUUUUUCAAAAUCAUAGACCAGAUUGAGGAAACAGCUUCAUCAAUUUGUAAGUUUUCGCUUCUGUUUGAUGACGUGAGUGACUCGCUGGGGAAGGAGGAGGAAGAACGACUAAGAGUGGUUGAAGCGAGGGAGAAGGAGAUUGGUUUGCUUGAAGAGUCGGUAUGUGGUAGAUUAAGUGUUUUAGAGGAGAAAGAGUUUGAUUCUGAUUUUAGACAGGUCAUCAUGAUGUUGGUGCUUGAGAAGCAGAGUGAAGCAAGGGAUAAGGAGCUUAACUUAAUUGAGGAAGCUAUCAAAGAGAAGACUGCUGAUUUGAAGAGAAAGGAGGAGACUUUUGAUCUGAAAGUGCUAAAAGAGUCUGAGAAAUGGAGAGAGGAGACUGAACUGAGCAGCAAAAUUCUUGAGAUUAAGGAGAAGGCACUGGGAAAAAUGUUGAAUGAGAUUGCGUUGAAGCAGAUGGAAUUAGAAGAAAGAUCAAAACAACAAGUUAUAGAAGCAGAAUCCCGGAAGAGAUCCAACCAUGAGCUUGAGCCUCCCUUCUUGGUAAGUAAUGAUAGUGCUGCUCUUACUCCUCAAGCCAAAAAACAGAAAUCUCAUGAAGCAAAUGGUGAAGACAUUGAAGUUGUUUACACUGAUGAAACUGAUGAGGAUCCAGCAUCAUUAACUUUUCAUGAUACAGAUGAUUUGAGCAAGUUAAUGAGCUCGUUUGCUGUUGAUCAAGUAUGGGCUUUAUAUGAUCCUAGAGAUGAUAUGCCUAGGAUCUAUGCUCAGAUCAGGAGAAUUUUCGACUCCGAGUUGAGUUUGCAGGUGACAUUACUAGAGCCUAUCAAAACUACAAAAGAUAAGAAAUCUAUUUGUAGUGGUUGUGGUAGAUUCGAAUAUGGAGAUACAGAGAUCAAAAGGCAUUUGAUGUUUGCUCAUGAGAUGCAUCAUAUAACAUGUGCCAACAAUGUCAUCGUGAACCCAAGAAAAGGAGAAACAUGGGCUCUUUACAGGGAUUGGAAUGCAAGUUGGAACAGUCACCCGGAUCUGCACGAGCCUCCUUAUAGAUAUGACUUUGUGAGAGUCAUCUCUGAGUUUGAUGAUCUUAUAGGAAUUCCAGUGGAUAUUAACAGUGCUGAUGCUGAGCAUGGUGUCAUCAGACCAGGGGAAAUGCAGAGGUUUUCUCAUAAAGUUGCAUCGGUUAAAUCGAGUGGAGAUGAGAAAGAGGGUAUCCCAGCUGGUUCUUUCAAGGAAGCUACACCGAGAUAUGAUCCUGAGGUUGAGGAGGUGGUGGAAAUGAGAAUACAAAGCAAAGAUUGUGGUAAAGCUCCAAAAGUUAAAGAUCAAAAUGGGUCUACAAAAGACCUGCCCAUUAUAUUAGAUUGAGGGACUCACAUUUAACUAUAUAACUUAUUAGAUUGAGGGACUCACAUUUAACUAUAUAACUUAUCAAGUGUGUGGCAUUUUAAAUGAACUAAAACUAAUAUGUAU
Messenger RNA from Camelina sativa (false flax), 1585 nucleotides. RefSeq lists its product as uncharacterized. Lineage: Eukaryota; Viridiplantae; Streptophyta; Magnoliopsida; Brassicales; Brassicaceae. The record is from RefSeq and is a predicted model, not a curated record.